UAAAACAAACAAGCCAUUCUUUCCUUCCGUCUUUCAUUAUCCGCCUCUCAUUCAUCGUUUCCUAAACCCAUUUCGCUUUCUUAGAUUAUUUUUUCUCAGAUCUCUUCUCUCUCCCAAACCAUCCUCUAUUUCUUUUCUCUGGGGGUGUUUCUCUGGAGGAAGAAAUAUUUUCUUCUAGCGAUCUCGUCGAUCUUUUUUUCUGGAGGAUUUCAGCUUGUGGAAUUUGUUAUUUAUGAAAAAGUAAAAGAUUUUCUUAAUAAAAAAAAAAAGAUGAUCAAAAUUUGCAUGUCAGAAGAACUGUGAACUCGAGUUGUUUGUGUCUGAGAUUGUUAUAAAAGAAAGAAAAUGGAAACACCAAACGAGAUAAAAGCUUCACCGGGGAACAACCUCAGAAACAGAGGAGCUGUUGGGAAUGACAGCAAGAAAGACAUGAUUUUCCGAGCUGACAGGAUCGAUCUGAAGAAUUUGGACAUUCAGCUGGAGAAACAUCUGAGUAGGGUUUGGUCAAGAAACAUCGAGAAGAAUCCAAAGCCUAAGGAAGAGUGGGAAAUCGAGUUGGCUAAAUUGGAGAUGAGCAAUGUCAUUGCUCGUGGUGCUUAUGGUAUUGUCUACAAAGGCAUCUAUGAUGGUCAAGACGUUGCAGUGAAAGUGCUUGAUUGGGGAGAAGAUGGUUACGCGACAACGGCUGAGACUUCAGCUCUUCGUGCUUCGUUCCGACAAGAAGUUGGGGUUUGGCACAAACUUAACCAUCCCAAUGUCACAAAGUUUGUUGGAGCAUCAAUGGGGACAACAAAUCUAAAGAUACCUUCAUCAGCUGAGAUGGAGAACUCCUUGCCUCAGAGAGCUUGUUGUGUGGUUGUGGAGUAUCUUCCUGGAGGAACUCUUAAGCAAUAUUUGUUCCGUAACAGGCGAAGGAAACUCGCUAUUAGAGUUGUGGUUCAACUCGCUCUAGAUCUCUCCCGAGGGCUAAGUUAUUUGCAUUCAGAGAGAAUCGUUCAUCGGGACGUGAAAACAGAGAACAUGCUAUUGGAUUAUCAGAGGAAUCUAAAGAUUGCUGAUUUUGGAGUGGCUAGAGUUGAAGCUCAGAAUCCAAAGGACAUGACUGGAGAAACUGGUACUCUUGGAUACAUGGCUCCAGAGGUUCUUGAUGGUAAGCCAUACAACAGAAGAUGCGAUGUUUACAGCUUCGGGAUAUGCUUGUGGGAGAUUUAUUGUUGUGCUAUGCCUUAUCCUGAUCUCAGCUUUGCUGAUGUUUCUUCUGCUGUUGUUCGUCAGAAUCUGAGACCAGACAUACCGAGAUGCUGUCCAACAUCAUUAUCGAACAUCAUGAAGAGAUGUUGGGAUGCAAAUCCGGUGAAACGGCCAGAGAUGGAGGAAGUCGUGAAGAUGCUUGAAGGAGUCGACACUUCCAAAGGUGGCGGAAUGAUCCCGGAAGAUCAGAGACCUGGCUGUUUCUGCUUUGUCUCCGGUCGUGGUCCUUGAAUUUGCAUUUUUUUACCCCUCUUUGGCCAUAUUAUUAUUAUUCUUACUUUCUACAUUGCAUUGUGGAGCAUUAUAUUGCUUUGUUUUAUUUUUUUCUCUAAUCUGUCCAGAUAAAAAAGUUUUCGUUAUAAGAGAAGAAUAUAUAUUAUAUAAUUUAUGAAUAUUGACGUUUGCUUU
Molecule: messenger RNA, 1659 nt
Organism: Brassica rapa (field mustard)
Lineage: Eukaryota; Viridiplantae; Streptophyta; Magnoliopsida; Brassicales; Brassicaceae
Product: serine/threonine-protein kinase STY13
Biological process (GO): protein phosphorylation
Cellular component (GO): plasma membrane
Molecular function (GO): ATP binding; protein serine/threonine kinase activity
Source: RefSeq, a predicted model, not a curated record